UGCUGACCUUUCUUCAACCUUUUCUAUGAAACACGCUGCAAUUCUUGGCAUCAUUUGUCUGUCAAUGUCAUCAGUGUUUUGGACGGGUCGUAGAGUUUUAUACGCUAUGGCGUCGGCGUCCUAUAAUUCGGGACUUCACUCGGCAGCUUUUGUGACGUGUCCGGAUCUAGAUGUAGCCAAAAAACUAGCCAGGGGUUUGCUUGAAAAAGAGCUCGUUGCCUGUGUUAAUGUUAUUCCAGGGAUAACGUCAAUGUAUAGGUGGGAAGGAAAAAUUGAAGAAGAUAACGAAGUGUUGCUGAUGAUCAAGACACGUACAUCUAAAGUUCCUGAUGUUUCUACCUAUGUGAGAGAAAAUCAUCCUUUUGAUACAGCCGAGGUGAUUAGUAUGCAGAUUGAUCAAGGAAAUCCGCCGUAUCUAAAAUGGAUUACAGACUCUGUCCCUUCCACAGAGAAAAAUAUAUUUGAGAAAGAUUUUCUGUUGUAG
Saccoglossus kowalevskii is the source of this 484-nucleotide messenger RNA. RefSeq names its product protein CutA homolog. Lineage: Eukaryota; Metazoa; Hemichordata; Enteropneusta; Harrimaniidae. Gene Ontology annotation, biological process: response to metal ion. The record is from RefSeq and is a predicted model, not a curated record. Gene Ontology annotation, molecular function: copper ion binding.